Protopolystoma xenopodis is the source of this 210-nucleotide messenger RNA. The record is from the annotation of a GenBank genome assembly. NCBI's taxonomy places the organism in Eukaryota, Metazoa, Platyhelminthes, Monogenea, Polystomatidea, Polystomatidae.
AUGCUGGGCCAGCCAGUACAACCGGAGGCCUUUGAUGAAGUGACGAUCUACUUCAGUGACAUCGUGGGCUUCACGACGAUUUCUGCAAUGUCUUCCCCUUUUCAGGUGGUCGACCUGCUCAACGAUCUCUACACCAUGUUCGAUGCCACCAUCAACGACUAUGACGUGUACAAAGUAAGUAUAGUACCAAAUAGUGCCUCAGACGGUUAG